UGUGUAAUCUGGGUGUAGUGGCACUAUGGGCCGGUAGAAGAAGACUCAACAUUAGUUAGCACUUGCAGUAUGCUAGCUGAAGAGCAACUGUUGUGUCAAGGAUUCAUGACCUACAUUAUAUACUCAAAGUGAGACCUCGCCAUGUCUCAGAUGGAGAAGAAGGCAGGUUUGCUGAGGAGGACAUCAUCCUCCAAGAAACCGCUGAAGGAAAAGGUGGUGUUGAUGUAUGAUGAGAUCUUUGCAAAAGACGACCCAGCUAAGAAUAACCCUCGCUUCUGGGAUGAGUUGUUUCUGAUGAAGGUGAACUUGGAGUACCUGGAGUCAAAGCUGGAGAGUGUGGAUGGCGAGGAGGUGCAACGGAUCCAGGACAACAUCAAUUCGCUCUUCCAUCACAGUGUUCAGGCUCUCGGAGAGGAACAUCAGAUCAAAGUGGUCAAUGCUCUGCAGACUCUCUGUGCACUUUUCAGAGGAGUUCAUCAAAAGAAUAAGUCGGCGUCUGGCUUUGACAUCAUUAAUAUGCUUGUGGGCUUUGACAAGGCCGAGCAAAGGAUGAAGGAUCUAAUGGAAAGACUGGACAGCCUUCUUUGUGGAGAUGGCUCAGAGAGUCUGAAGAGCCUUUGUCUCAAACUUCUGCUGUGUCUGGUGACGGUAACUGACAAUAUUAGUCAGAACACCAUCUUGGAAUAUGUGAUGAUCAAUAGCAUCUUUGAAGCCAUUCUGCAGAUUCUUUCUGAUGUGUCCAGCAGAGGGCAGCAUGGUUAUGACGCCGUCGUUCUUCUCGCCCUUUUGGUCAAUUACCGGAAGUAUGAGUCUGUAAAUCCAUAUAUUGUGAAGCUCUCCAUUGUGGAUGAUGAGCCAACAUUGGAUGGAAUGGGCCUUGUUGUCCACCACGCGCUAACAGAAUAUAACAGGCAGUACAAAGACAAAGAGGAAGAGCACCAGGGUGGCUUUUUCUCCACCCUCACAAGUAUGGUGGGCAGUAUGUUUAUUGCAGAUGCAGAUGAGAAGCUCUCCGUUCAGACCAAUGAAGCAAUUUUGCUGGCACUGUAUGAGGCCGUGCACCUCAACCGCAACUUCAUUACUGUAUUAGCACAGAGCCACCCUGAGAUUGACAUUGUAGCUACACCCACUAACCAAUCUCAGAACACACCAACAACGCCGCUUGGCACGACGCCACCCUCUCUAGACAUGAUGAACAACCCAGAGCUGCCACUGGAUCCCAACCUGCAGACAAGUAACCUUCUCAUCACUUUCCUCAAAUAUGCCUCUAUCGUCAUGCAGGACACAAAAGAUGAGCAUCGACUCAACAGUGCCAGACUGUGCCUAAUCAUCCUCACAUGUAUAGCCGAGGACCAGUACGCUGAUGCCUUCCUGCAUGACGAUAAUAUGAACUUCAGAGUCAGUCUGCAUCGAAUGCCCAUGAGGCAUAGAAAGAAAGCCGUGGAGAAGAACAUCCCUUCUCUGCCGCUGGUGUGUGCAGUUUUAGAUCUGAUGGUGGAAUUUAUUGUCACACACAUGAUGAAGGAUUUCCCCAUGGAUUUAUACUUGCGCUGUGUUCAGAUCAUUCACAAACUUCUCUGCUACCAGAAGAAGUGCAGAAUCAGGUUACACUACACUUGGAGAGAGCUAUGGUCAGCACUUAUCAACCUGCUCAAGUUUCUGCUGUCAAAUGAAACCGCAUUGCUGGCCAAGCACAACAUCUUUCAUCUUGCACUACUGGUGGUAAACCUGUUCAACAUGUUCAUCACAUAUGGCGACACAUUUCUUCCCACAUCUAACAGCUAUGAUGAGCUCUACUAUGAGAUUGUACGAAUGCACCAAGUGUUUGACAACCUCUACUGUAUGGUGUUGAGAGUGUCAACAAACACCGGCCAGUGGAAGGAGGCUGCGAGUAAAGUCACACAUGCUCUUGUUAAUGUUCGGGCAAUCAUCAACCAUUUUAACCCGAAGAUUGAGUCGUAUGCUGCUGUGAACCACAUCUCACAACUGUCAGAGGAGCAGGUGCUGGAGGUGGUGCGCUCCAACUACGACACCCUGACACUCAAACUGCAGGAUGGUUUGGACCAGUUUGAGAGAUACUCGGAGCAGCCCAAAGAAGCAGCUUUCUUUAAGGAGCUGGUGCGCUCCAUCAGCCUGAAUGUGAGGAAAAACGUGUCUUUGAACACCCUGAGUCAGGAUGUGCUUCUCAAAGAGUUCUCCACCAUCUCCUGAGAAGCUUUCCCAUCUCUAGGCAAUGUACGGGCGCACACGCUAACAUCAACUUUGAACCUGUCCUCUUCAUUCCUCUCGGACUAUUGAAACCUCUUUCACAGGACGGUGCACUUUCUCACGGGUGGCUCUGCCAUGUGUGUGGGUGCAAGCGCGGGUGUGGCUCCUUGACGAGCAAGCUGCAGUAUUGGCUGGACUGUUAACUGGCAUGAAUGUUUGGAUUCCAGAUAGUUUGAGCAAGUAUUUUUAAACCAGUGCUAGUGGCGCCCACCGUGAUUGGGUGUGUCUAAUUUAUUUCUCCACUUUGCGCUUCAUGUUCUGUAUGUGUUCAAUUACAUUUCAUGUAUUUUCACUUGCCAUGUUUUGCUGAUGGAAGACAAGUAAUGAAGUUGAUGCGCUGGGGUAACCAAAAGGAAGCCAUGACUAACUACUGUAUAUCUUGCCAGUCAUUUCUAACUAAAGUUUAAUGAAACUAAAUAUGGUGAGGGUUUUUUUCCCCUAAAUAGAUUUUUUUUUUCCACAUGGUUUCAUUUUUGCUUCAAGUCUGACAAAUAAAAAGUAUAUAGACACGUACCUGUUUCUCUCACUUAUUCACUGUCUGUAAUUUAUCAUAUGUUGUUCUUUCAAUUUUCUUUGCUCAACGUUUGUAUUUGUGCCUGUUUAUUGUGGAAAUAGACCAGGCUGUCUGCUCAGGUGGACACAUUUUGUAAAAUGUUCGUGUUUAUCCAAAUGAUGCAAAGUCAACAAGUUUUAACUUCAUUUUCUGUGCUCUGUUCAAUGAUAGAUUUUACGACUUUAUUUUUGCCCUUUCAGGCACA
This is a messenger RNA of Hippocampus comes (tiger tail seahorse), 3026 nucleotides long. RefSeq names its product armadillo like helical domain containing 3 (gene armh3). The coding region runs from base 142 to 2211 and encodes 689 amino acids. NCBI's taxonomy places the organism in Eukaryota, Metazoa, Chordata, Actinopteri, Syngnathiformes, Syngnathidae. The transcript has 26 exons. The record is from RefSeq and is a predicted model, not a curated record. Gene Ontology annotation, cellular component: cytosol.